Musa acuminata AAA Group (dessert banana) is the source of this 2936-nucleotide messenger RNA. Its product is annotated as trihelix transcription factor ENAP1-like. The record is from RefSeq and is a predicted model, not a curated record. Gene Ontology annotation, molecular function: transcription cis-regulatory region binding. The transcript has 2 exons. NCBI's taxonomy places the organism in Eukaryota, Viridiplantae, Streptophyta, Magnoliopsida, Zingiberales, Musaceae. Gene Ontology annotation, cellular component: nucleus. Bases 861 to 1751 code for a protein of 296 amino acids.
AGUGUUGGCCAGCGUCAACCACUCUGAACCAGACUGCGCCGGUUACUCGCCGUGGUCUCGGGUGCAGGGGGCCCACUUCUCCCGACUUCCCUCGCUCCGUGAGAUGCCAUGUCUCGGUGCCCCCACGCGCGCGCAAAACAAGCCGACGACCCGAACCAAACGCCAAGCCAACCACCCCCCCCCCCCCGCGCCCAAUCAACGGCGAAAGGUAACAGCUCACGCUUCCGCCUCCCCACUCCUUUGUCUUUCUGUCGACAGGCGACGCAACCGAGGCUCUCAAGGCGUCCACCCACCACCCAUCGUCCCAACUCUGCCCCUCGCUCCCCCGCGCCGUUGACGCCCUCUUCCGCCAGCCUCCGUGCUACGCGGGGGCAAUUACGUAAUCUCCGACGGCACCGCAUGUCCCCGGUGCGCCUCGUCCUUAUCCCAUCGUCGCAACCGAAAGCAAAUUUUACUCCCCAUCAUCGCCCCCCUCCCGCCCCUCGAUGAUUCCCCCCGUCAACCCACCCGCCCGUCCCCCAAAACCAACGGCGGUGAUGCCCCGUCGCCUCGAUGGACCCCGCUUCCCGUCCUCCACUGACGCCGUCCCAUCACACGCCCCCACCCUACCCGCGCGAACGUCGGCGCACGCGUCCGCCCGGCGACUCCCAACCCUCCCUCGCACGCCCCUCACGUGCCACGCCUCGCCUCGCCAGCCGGCGCCCCCUCCUCGCCGCUCUCUCUCCCCCUCUCAACCCCACUCUUUUAUUGCUCCUCUCUUCCCCCUCCUCCCUUUCCGUCGCCAACACGCCAAGGGAGGGGGAGACGAAUUAGAGAGAGAAUAGGUUUGGAUCUGAGAUAGAUCUGAGUAUUUGGUGGUGAUGGAGGGUAGGGAGACGCCUCCGACGCGGCCGCCGAACCCGGCGUUGCCGUACCGGGAGGACUGCUGGAGCGAGGGGGAGACGUCGACGCUGGUGGACGCGUGGGGUGACCGCUACCUCGAGCUCAAACGCGGGAACCUCCGGCAGAAACACUGGCAGGACGUCGCCGACGCGGUCAACUGCCGCCGGGGUGCCUUCGGCCGCCGCCCGCCCCGCACCGACGUCCAGUGCAAGAACCGCAUCGACACCCUCAAGAAGAAGUACAAGAUCGAGAAGGCCCGGGUCACCUCCGCCUUUGCCAGCCAGUGGCAGUUCUUCUCCCGCCUCGAUGCCCUCAUUGGAUCGGCCGCCGCUCCCCCGGCGAAGAAGCCCUCUCCAUCACCCCCGCUCGCCGUGCCGCUCCCCUACCAUCGCAAGGGCUCCACCUUGCCAUUUGCUGCCGCCGCAGCAGUCCGACCGGUGGACCCGAGGGAGAGGCGCGGUGCGGCAAUCUCCAUCUCCGUGGACGACUCGAUCUUCCAGCGGGCUGCCGCCGCCGCUGCAGCGGCAGGGGAUGACAACGACGAGGAUGAUGAUUUGGAGUCGCCGUCAGGUUCUUCGUCCAGGUCUGGAGGUGGAUUGCGAAUGGCUCGGGGGAAAGAGGGGGAUGGGAUCCGUGAGCUGGCGAAGGCGAUAGAGAGGUUUGCUGAGAUAUACGAGAGGGUCGAGGGGGCGAAGCAGCGGCAAAUGAUGGAGAUGGAGAAGAAGCGGAUGGAGUUCGCCAAGGAGCUGGAGUUCCAGCGGAUGCAGAUCUUUGUGGAUUCACAGGUCCAGCUUGCAAAGAUUAAGCGUGCCAAGCGAUCAGAUGCUGGGUUGGGUCUGACUAUGUACCAAUCUUGGUCUUGUACUUGAUUCUUCUUUUGUCCCUUGAUAACUGGAGCAGCACCUACACAAGCGCUGAUGCAAUCAUAAUUGAAUCGCCCUUGUUCAAACUCUGUGCUGGUUUAUGUUUUGUUCAAGUUGUAUCAGUGAUAGGUUUGGCUGAUAUUAAGUUUAGACGAGCCCCCCUCACCCCCCCUCCUCCAGUUGACUUGAGCUAAAACGACAUGAUAUUGAUUGUGUCAAAUGAGUCCAGUCCAGCCUUUGUGCAAUCAUCAAAGAUUCCGCUACAUAUGACAAUGAAGUAUCUCUUAUUUUCUCAUUCCAUUGACCUUAAACCGCAGCAAUUUCUGUGAAUAUAUCUGAAAAGGUUAAUCUCCUUAGAAACUGUCUCCCAGUUCAUUCUAAUGGCCUCUUAUAAUCGAUCUUUUGGAAGUUGGUCUUAGAAAAGUUGCUUUUCUGAUUAACAUCCUCUUCUUGUCAUGCUAUGUGGCAAAUUCUAUUUACUAGUCUAACUAGCUUUGUCAUUGAGAUUUUUCCUAGAUUGCCAAAAUGUUACCUCCGCCUCAUGAAAGCAAGUUCAUGCAACUCUUUUGCUUGUUGUUAGAACCAAAUUUGAUAGUAUCUCACUUGUUUUAGAUGAAAAGCAGAACAGUCCUAGUGGCAAAGGUAUAACAGGAACAUUGUUUAAUGUUCAUGACAUUUUUCUCGGGCUUCUUGUGUGCUGAUGGAUGUGCAUGUCUCUGUGUGUCACAAUGUGCUCUUCUGUUGCAAUCAACCAUGUAUUUUAUGUGAUUGUUUCUCUCAUGUUUUUGUUUCUGAAUCUUGAACACUUUAGCUAACCUACCAUUGCCAGUAGUUAUCUGUUUUAUUUAAGGCAGACCAUAGAAUAUGAAUGUCUGAGUUUUAACAAAGGCUAGUUAGUGAUGGAUAUGGCUAUGUUCUGUGUGACCUUUCCUGCAUCAUAUUUGCAGUGGUUCUAGCAUUACUGGGUAAUGAUGGUCCAGUCAUUCUUUAAUUGAAUAACAUAUAUUAUUUCUACGUAUCUUUCACAAUAUCCUGUUACCUUGGUAUCACAGAAUGCUUUCACGAUUUCCAAUUGCCUAUGCUUCCCGACAUCCAAGCAAUUUAAGUAUUUUCUCAUUGUUUUUUAGGAUUUUUUUUUUCCAAUUAGUCCCAUGUUCUAAAGAAUCUAAAACUAUUGUCUUUUUAUAUUUG